UUAACUGUCACUCUUAACCCUCUUUAAUUUUUGUGUUCGGUAUACGGGUUGCCAGCUUCGCAUAAGUUACCGGAAAAAUAGAAAAGGGUCGUAACGGUAACAAGAAAAAAACCUGUACUUAACACCACUAUCAUAACCGUUAUUUAUUACGUUAUUAUAGAAGGUAGUAAAAAAGUUGUUUGUGUUUAAAUUUAAAUUAGUUGUGUCGUAAUUUGUGCCCUUUUGAUCAUGCUGCGGAAUGAUGCAAUUUCUUACCAAGUUUGAAUUCGUGGAGCGCUCGUAAUAGGCAGUCGAUGUUUUAACAGCAAAAUAAUGCAACAUGCACACAAACACUUGUAUAAUUUAGGAAAAAAAUUCAAGAAUUGCUGAAGAACUUUGUCAUUGAUGCAGUCUCACCUCGAGGUGGCCCUCUUAGGGCACAACUCUAAUCUAAAUACUUCUACCAAUGUAGAUGAUGAUGAAAACAAUUACCAUGAUGAAGAUGGAGACGACAUAGAAGAUUAUAUUGACGAGGAUGUAGAAGGGGACAAUGGUUCCCGUUGUGGAAAACAAUCUGUUGCGAGUUCUGCAACUCCUCGCACUGUAACACUUCAAAUGUUAUUGUCAGCUGAUAUCUUACAACCCGGUAACGGAACUAUGACUAUAGAAUAUUUGGGACAGAGAUUUGUGGGAGACUUGUUAGAAGACGGUAAGAUACGAAGUCAAGAAACUGACAUUGUUUUUGCGUCACCGAGUGCAUGGGCUAUUGCGUGUAAAAGGUUUAUCAAUCCAGAUAAAAAAUCCGGAUGCGGCUGGGCUUCUGUUAAAUAUCGUGGAAGAAAAUUGGAUGCUUAUAAAAACAUAUGGUACAGAAAAAAGAAAGAAAAACGAAGCCAAGAAAUUGACAGUGUGGUAGAAUUUUCCACUACGAUACAGAAAAAUUUACAAAUAAACAUGCAGUACCACAGGGUUAUUGUGAAACAUAAUACCAUAGCUAACCGGACUUUGACACAUGAUGCCAAUACAUUAGUUGAGUGCAUUCCAUUUUCGAAUUUGGGGAAAAUUCAACCAUUUUUGGUAUCGCUGUCUACAAAUGCGGCAUUGUUAAUGGAUUUUCAUUGUCAUUUAACAAAGUCGGAAGUAUGUGGUUAUCUUGCUGGCCAUUGGGAUGUUAACAAUCAUAACCUACAUGUUACUCAUGCUUUUCCGUGCCGAAACACCAAGUCUGAUAGAAGGAAUGCGCAAGAAGUAGAAGCAGAAAUUUCACGAUCAAUUGAUAAAGAAAAGAUUACCCUCGUUGGCUGGUAUCACUCCCACCCAUUUGCAGCAGCAGCACCAACACUUCGAGAUGUAGAUGCUCAGUUGGAUUAUCAAAUACGAAUGAAAGGGAGUUCUGAUAAUAACUAUAUGCCAUGUAUUGGAAUGAUAAUUUCACCCUACAGCUACGAAAACAAUUCUUUGGAAUCCAGCAUUAUAUCAUACUGGGUCAUACCGCCUCCUGAAACAAAACCAAAUGAGUAUGGGCGUCCAAUGUUGAUGUCUUACAGCGUUAUACAAGAUUCAUUGAUAACAACAAAUGUAAAAGAAGAAAUUAAAAGAUGCGUUGAAUAUUAUAAAAAAGAAAGAGAUUUUAUUAAUUUUAAUGAAAGAUAUUUAAAUAACAACUUGUAUAUAGACAAAUUAAAAAAUACACUCUUAUCGAAAUUUCCCCGCGAUGAAAACGAAACUGUUCUGUGGUGUUUUAUCAAAGAUGCUGUGGGUCAUCAUACUGAAGAAAAUGAUUGUUUGUUGUCUAUUCCAUCAAUUUCCAAGUCACCUUUAUUACCAAAUCUUAAUUCAUCCUUAAGCUCAAAUCUAAUAUUACAAAGUGAUAUUUCGAAUAUUUUAUUUAAUUCUGGGAAGUUUCCCACAGCGAGCAGCUUAUUAGGACUUCCUGACCCAAUGGCACAUAGUACUUUGGCUGCAAAUAAUAUAUUUUUGUCGACUAAUCUUUUUAAAAUGCAAGAAUUAUUAAAACCACUAUCAUCUAAUAACAACACAAUGCAAACUAAAAUGAAAUCUGAUCUAAAGCGUUGCACGUCACUAAAAAUCCCUACAGAUAUUAAAGGCAAAUCCGAAUUUGCAGUUGACUUACUGAAUUUGAAAAAUAAGUUAGAUUUUAUUGCCCCUGAUUUAAAUUUGUCAAAAUCAGAUUUUUCUGUAUCUGAUUUGAAUUCAAAAACCGUAAAACAAGAAUUGUACAUUGCUGAUAGCAAUAUUAGUUUAAACAGAAAUACUGACUUAGGAGAACGUUCUUUGAAAAUACCUAAAAGCGAUUUUAACACAAUAGAUCUAAGUAUAUGUAAAAACUCGAAUGAAGUGAAAGAAACUGCAACGGAUUUAACCAUUCCUUCAGAUAACAGGAAUGAAGCAAAUGUAGAUACACCAUUAAAUUUGACAAUUGAAUAUUAACUACACCUGAUUAUUUAAAUGGCUUAAACAAAUGUGUAUAUUGCAGAUAGCGAACAAAACAAUUUGACAAUGCAUAUUAGAUUUCGCGACGAUGUUGUCAGUUGUAAAUAAUGCAGCGCUUUUGUAAAGAAGCAUGCACAUAAAUUAUGCACAUAUUUCAUGGGAUAUUUAUGCGUAUUGUGUAUUGUUUAAAAUAUCGUUAGUGUUUAAAAAUGUAUGCAUCAGAGACAAAAAUUUAUUGUUUUCAAAGCAAUAUCCCUUCCUUUUAGUAAUAACAACUUUAGACAAAAAUCUAUAAUUUUACUUCUGAUCAACUUCAGUAAUUAAAAAAAAUGUUGCUUUGAACUUUAAAACACGUGUAGAUUACAAAGAAAUAUGUAUCUAUUUUUUAAUUCAGGGACACCAAUGCACUAAAAAUUAUCUUGUUAAAAUUAGAAUUUUUUGGCUGUAUGUAGAUAUUAUUGCUGAAAAAGAAGAGAAAACUUCAAGUAGCUUUUGAAAUAUUAUGUUGGGAAGAAAGAGAAAAAUGUAAGUCUAGAAAUUUUAACAAGUAAAAUACCAACAAUAGAUGCAGAAUGACUAAAACUAGAAGAAGUUGUGCAAAUUCAUCUUUCGCUUUUAGAACAAAAAUCGUUAUUUUGAAUAACUCAUACAAAAUGCAGUACUUACAGGUUUUAUACAUUAGAUACCAAUGUGGCUAAACUGAACAGUAGGUUAUAGUGUACAUAUUUCUGAGCUCAUGUUGCAUGUUAAUAAUUAGUUGAAUGUAUCACAUUCUUGACAUUUCAAUAACUUUUAAAGAAUAAAAAUUGUAAAGUAGGUAUUAAUUUUCGCUGUUAAGUAAGUAAAAUAUGUAUUCAAAUGUUUAGGUUCAUUACAGUUUUAAGCGUGUAUGAUUUUGAUAAAUUCUUAAUAAAGGUAUGCGCAUAUUCCUAUAAAACACUUUACGGAUUAAUGCGUUGGAUUCCAGUAA
Zophobas morio is the source of this 3403-nucleotide messenger RNA. RefSeq names its product MPN domain-containing protein CG4751-like. The record is from RefSeq and is a predicted model, not a curated record. Gene Ontology annotation, molecular function: protein binding; metallopeptidase activity. The coding region runs from base 385 to 2430 and encodes 681 amino acids. NCBI's taxonomy places the organism in Eukaryota, Metazoa, Arthropoda, Insecta, Coleoptera, Tenebrionidae. The transcript has 7 exons.